AUGGACAAUCAGGAGCAGCGAGGCUGCAACGUAGCCCAGGGUGUCCCGAAGCUGGCCCAAACGUGGCCCAUCAACGGCAUCGGGGCUCUUACAGGCUCCCGAGCCCCCGUCGGAUUCUCUGCCGGUGCAGCGUCCCACCCGAAGUCUUCCACCUACGAGGAUGUCGCCCUGGGGCCCCUGUUUCUCCCAAGACCGUCCCGUUCGAGGCAGGAGUGUGCAGCUCUCGCUGCAGAGCUCCACACCUGCAGGGAGCAGCUCGUGCAGAGAGAGGAGGAGAUCGCCAACCUGAAGGCGGAGAGAAACAACACCAGGCUGCUGCUGGAACAUUUGGAGUUGCUCGUCUCCAGGCACGAGAGAGCUCUUCAAAAAACAGUCAUACGGCGACAGGCGAAGCCUCCGGCCGGCGUGUCCAGUGAGGCGGAGGUGCAGAGCCAGAUGAAAGAGCUCCUGGCUACCCUGUGCACUCUCGUGGCCAAGCUGGAAGAGGACCUAGACGUCUCCAGGAAAGACCUCAUCCUUUCGGAAGCAAUGAACACCAUAUUACAAAGAGAUGUCCGUGAAGCCACGGCCCAGAAGGAAGACAUGCAAGAGAGGAUCACUACCCUUGAGAAGCGCUGCCUCAGGGCACAGCAGGAAGCCACCUCUCUGCACGACCUCAAGGAUAAACUUGAAAACGAGAUCGCAAAGAAGGACUCUCUGCAUCGACAGCACUGUUUCCAAAGGAGUAGGGAGUGGCCGGGAAUGUGUAGGCAGCUGGCCAUUUUGGUCAUCCGGCAUUGAACAGGAAAACCACAUCCAGCUUCUUGGAAACAGACUGAGUUUGCCUGGUGUGUUUGUCAAAUGUGUCAGUCGACCCAAAAUGAUGAUCAAAGUGAAAUACUAGGAGGCCAUUAAA
Molecule: messenger RNA, 895 nt
Organism: Leopardus geoffroyi (Geoffroy's cat)
Lineage: Eukaryota; Metazoa; Chordata; Mammalia; Carnivora; Felidae
Product: liprin-alpha-3-like
Exons: 9
Coding region: 1-780 (259 amino acids)
Biological process (GO): synapse organization
Cellular component (GO): presynaptic active zone
Source: RefSeq, a predicted model, not a curated record